UGGGGCGAGCGAGCGGACGGGCGUGGGAAUCUCGGAGACCGCGGCGCGAGCGGGUUGCGGCGAGUAUGGCGCUGUGGGUUCGCUCCGCUGGUCGCGCUCUCAGGCUCUGGGGCCGGGGCGGUGAGCCGGCCUGGGCCUGCCGCCAUCGUGUUGCAGGUGGGAGCAGGCCCACACCUUCCUCUGCUGGGGCCUCAAGCGCCUUUGGGAGCGGAGGUGGCGGUGAGGAGGAGAAGCCCUUCCUAAAGGACGUCGCAGAGCUGAUCCGCACCCAGGCCGGCCAGAGGGUGGUGGUCAUGGCGGGGGCCGGCAUCAGCACGGCCAGCGGCAUCCCGGACUUCAGGUCCCCGGGCUCCGGCCUCUACAGCACCUUGCGGCACUGGGAUGUCCCGUACCCAGAGGCCAUUUUCGAGCUCCCGUUCUUCUUGGCCAACCCCAGGCCCUUUUUCGCGUGGGCCAAGAACAUGCACCCCAGGAACUUCAGGCCCAACGUCAUCCACUACUUCCUGCGCCUGCUCCACGACAGAGGGCUGCUGCGGCGGCUCUACACGCAGAACAUCGACGGCCUGGAGAGCGCCUCGGGCAUCCCCGGCUCCAAGCUGGUCGAAGCUCACGGGUCCUUUGCCUCUGCCACCUGCACCUGCUGCGGAAAAGCCUCCCCGGAGCAGGACUUCUGGGCCGCUGUGAUGGCGGACAGAGUCCCCCGCUGCGCGGUCUGCGCGGGCUUGGUGAAGCCCGACAUCGUGUUCUUCGGGGAGACGCUGCCCGAGAGGUUCUUCCUGCACGUGGUGGACUUCCCCGCCGCGGAGCUGCUGCUGGUCCUCGGGACCUCGCUGAAGGUGGAGCCUUUCGCCAGCCUGUCCGAGGCCGUGCGGAGCUCAGUGCCCCGAGUGCUCAUGAACGGGGAGGCGGUGGAGUCCUGGCGCCCCCGGAGCAGGGAUGUGGUGCAGCUCGGGGACCUGGUGGACAGCGUGGAACGGCUGGUGGAGCUGCUGGGCUGGACGGAAGAGAUGCGGGACCUGGUCCAGCGGGAGACGGCGAAGCUCAGCAGACCGGACAGAUAGAGGGGCGGCCACCUGGAGUCGCCGCCCACUUCUGAACAGACCUCACGCCUGAGGAGCAGCCUGGGCAGGUCUGCCAACUCCGGCUAAGCCAGGGCGCAGGGCUGCCGCAGGCUCACUGUGCACCGCCCUCUCGGCUCUCUUCCCUCUGCUGGGCGCUCGGUGCCGACGGCUUGUCUGGACCGUGGCCCUGGUGUGCGGACCGCGCCCACUCACUCACUGGGCCCCGGGCUGCACCGAGGGGCAGGCUGGGCCCCGCCGUGGGACCCCCCAGGCCGAGUGGGCUGGGUCCCGGGGGCUGCCCCGGGCUCCGGGGUGCCCCUUUCCCCAGCAGGGCCACUCCAGUCUGUCCUUCACCACUCCAGUCUGUCCUGCGCCACCGAAGUGACCUUUGCUGUGGGAGUGGGGCGCCCCUCACAGGGGAUGUGGGUGCUGACAGCUGCGGAAAGGGCACCCCGGGGUGCGGGGACAGGUGUCCCUGACUCCCCCUCACGGAACAUCCCCACAUCCCGUGUGCCUGACGCUUUCCUUUGACAUUUGCCCCCCCACACCUGCUCCAGGCCCUCCCCACCAGGCCUGCCAGGAGCACAGCUCGGAGGGACCCCCAGGGUGUGGGCGGCCCAGGGCUGCCGGGCCCGCGGUGGGCUGGCUCACUGCUCCCUCUGCGGGGGCACUCCCCCAGCCACCCUGAGCCUGGGCUCCCACCUUCCAAGGCCAAGACCCCGGUGGGGAGCUCUCUGGGCAUCGCGGGCAGGGCCUCAGACAGCUCUGGGGGUCUCGCUCCUCAAAAGGGGGGACACGAGCGGUGACAGGGAGCAAGCUGGGCAGUGCGAGGACAGGCCGGGCUGGCCAGUCCGGCGUCUGCCGUGAGCCGAGACACGCUCUCCACUCUCACCAGUAGCUUUAUUGACUCGGACGUGCUGAGUCUGCGGGCCGGCUCUCACUGCGGGCUUCUCGUGGGCGGGGCCCAGGGGCGCUGCUGGACACCCACCCCGGCCCAGGACGGCCCCCAGCACAAGCACAGAACGAUGUGACCCAUGUCGGCAGCACCAGGAGACUCUGAAACCAGUUUGGACACGUCCGACCAGGCACAGCACCUUCUCCCUGCAAACCCUCUGUUUCAGCUGUGUUUUUACCUUUCUUGAAAUAGUAAAGCACGAUGCGACAAAAA
Messenger RNA from Phyllostomus hastatus (greater spear-nosed bat), 2229 nucleotides. It is a transcript of the gene SIRT3, whose product is annotated as sirtuin 3. The record is from RefSeq and is a predicted model, not a curated record. NCBI's taxonomy places the organism in Eukaryota, Metazoa, Chordata, Mammalia, Chiroptera, Phyllostomidae. The coding region runs from base 66 to 1061 and encodes 331 amino acids. Gene Ontology annotation, molecular function: NAD+ binding; histone deacetylase activity, NAD-dependent. The transcript has 7 exons.